CAGACUAAGAUAUAUAUGUAAAUGCUUCUGUGGAUUUCUUACUCAUGCAGAUUUGGCAACACAUUUGAGUUUCUGUAUUCAUUUCUAUUGUCUAUGUAUGGUCUCCCCUUUUUAUAAGGUUUUAAAAGAUGAAUUUCUCAACUUUGUUCGAUUUAUGAUAAACUUUUAUGCUGGAGAAAAAAACUAAGCAAUGGUACAAAAAAAAACUAAACAAGAUAAGUGCGUGCUAUUUUUCUUUGUUGUUAUACAUUAUUCUAAUUAAUUCAAUAAUUUACAAGUUUUUUCUUUUUAUAACAACACUACUACUACUACUACUACUAAUAAUAAUAAUAAUAAUAAUAAUAAUAAUAAUUGUUAUAGUGUUAUUAGCUACUACUACACUGAUGUAACCAAUGAACUGGUGAUUCAGUGUAUAUUCACAUAGAGUAUACACCAGUCAGGAAUAACAUCAUGACCACCUGCUUAAUAUUGUGUUGUUACCCCUUUUGCUGCCAAAACAGCCCUGACCCAUCAUACACUGUGUAUUCUGACACCUUUCUAUCAGAACCAGCAUUAACUUCUUCUGCAACAGUAGUUGUAAUUUGAGCAACAGUAGUUCGUCUGUUGGAUCGGAUCACACGGGCCAGCCUUCACUCCCCACGUGCAUCAAUGAGCCUUGGCCACCCAUGACCCUGUCACCGGUUCACCACUGUUCCUUCCUUGGACCACUUUUGAUAGAUGGCACUAACACUAACAGGUGCCAUGAUGAGGAGAUAAUCAGUGUUAUUCACUUCACCUGUUAAAUAUACAGAGCUAGCAGGUCUACUGGUGAAUCAGCCUCAUAAAAGAGUUGAAGGUAUUUAUCGCCCCCUAGUGGGCAGAUUGGCGUUUCCAUGGUAAUCCAGUGUCAACAUCCCGAGUUGGUGAGCGUGCGCUUUCAGGAUGUCAGAGAUGUCUGCGCUGAGCAGGAAGCUAAUUCAAAACUUGGCUGAAACUCUGUCUAAACAAGUUAAACACUUUAAUAAAACUGAAGCAGAGUGCCUGAUCCAGCUGUUUAACACACUGCUCGGAGAACAGACAGAGAGGAAAGCACCUAAUGGACUGGACCGGGGCAAAUUCCGUAACAUCCUGCACAACACCUUCGGACUGACCGACGACAUGAUUAUGGACCGAGUUUUUCGCGCCUUUGACAAGGACAACGAUAGCUACAUCAGUGUUAAAGAGUGGAUAGAAGGACUAGCGGUCUUCCUCCGAGGGACACUGAAUGAGAAAAUAAAAUUCUGUUUUGAUGUGUACGACCUGAACGGGGACGGCUACAUAUCUCGGGAGGAAAUGUUCCACAUGCUGAAAAGUAGCCUGAUCAGACAGCUGACUGAGGAAGACCCUGAUGAAGGAAUUAAGGACCUUGUUGAAAUAAUACUAAAGAAAAUGGAUUACGACCACGACGGCAGACUUUCAUAUUCGGACUUCGAAAAGGCUGUGAGGGAGGAAAAUCUGUUAUUAGAGGCUUUUGGAUCUUGUCUUCCUGAAGCAAAGUGUAUACAAGCAUUCGAGCAGCAUGCAUUCCAGGAUACGCCAAGUCCCUGAAUCACUGAAAUAACUUCACAACAAGGUUGUUCAGCUCCUGUGUGUUACUCUGUAUGAAUUGUAUUUAAAUGUGAUUAAAUUCGUCUUC
Molecule: messenger RNA, 1654 nt
Organism: Hemibagrus wyckioides
Lineage: Eukaryota; Metazoa; Chordata; Actinopteri; Siluriformes; Bagridae
Gene: clxn
Product: calaxin
Exons: 6
Coding region: 922-1566 (214 amino acids)
Molecular function (GO): calcium ion binding
Source: RefSeq, a predicted model, not a curated record